AUGAUGCAUGAAGACUCUCCGAAAAUGAGUGUUACGCAGGGUCUGAACGCUUCGAUGAGCCAGCCAAAGAGUGAUAUGGUGUUGGACGGCACUGUGGAAUAUGAAAUGUCUUCCACAGAGGCCAAGCCGAGCGAAAAUAUACAAAUGGACCUUAAAAUUGCGUAUGCAGAUCCUUUAAAUGAUAAUACGAUUCGUAUUAGAGUCCACUUAGAUUUAUUGCUCUCAAUAAACUUGUUUUGGGACAUGAGGCCUCUGGACGCACCGAGCGACCUCGCCGGACCAAAAGCAGUACCACUGUCACUGGGUAACUGUGUCAGUGUGUCAGUAGGGCGCGCGUCAUCUGCGGCCGUGCCCCCCUCCCCUCCCCCCGGCCCCCCGCCACCACAACACCUCACCCUGCCUCUCCCGCCGCAUCAAGGUCCUUAG
Danaus chrysippus (African queen) is the source of this 426-nucleotide messenger RNA. The record is from the annotation of a GenBank genome assembly. Lineage: Eukaryota; Metazoa; Arthropoda; Insecta; Lepidoptera; Nymphalidae.